AUGGUCGUCACAACGAUCUCGUUGGGAGGUGUUGAAGGCGUACUGUUUAAGACGUCAGUUUCAACCCUGACCGCAGUCAAAGGUAACUACUUCGACCGACUACUUCAGAAUGGCUGGAGAGAUCACCUUGAUAAGCACGGUCAUCUUUUCAUCGAUCGCGACGCGACGAUUUUCCCGUUGAUCUUGAAUUAUCUACGAGAUGGCAGCAUUCCUUUACCACGUGACGAGUAUUACUUGGAAAGAAUUCUCCGAGAAGCAAGAUUCUUCAAAUUACAUGGUCUAUCACGUGACAUAGAGAAAAGGAUGGAAUAUGUUGGAAGACAGAAAACCCGAGAAGCACCGAAACCACCGUUG
Cooperia oncophora is the source of this 354-nucleotide messenger RNA. The record is from the annotation of a GenBank genome assembly. NCBI's taxonomy places the organism in Eukaryota, Metazoa, Nematoda, Chromadorea, Rhabditida, Trichostrongylidae.